Molecule: messenger RNA, 252 nt
Organism: Funneliformis mosseae
Lineage: Eukaryota; Fungi; Glomeromycota; Glomeromycetes; Glomerales; Glomeraceae
Source: the annotation of a GenBank genome assembly
AUGGGACCAAAUAAUACUGAUGAUGAUAAAAGCAUUGAUACUAAUUAUUCAGAUUUUAUUAAAUAUGAUGAAGAAGAAACAAACUAUCAGAUGAUAACUGAUGAAAAAAUUAUAGAAUUAAUGAAAGAAUUAGAAGAAGAACUAAAUACUAAAGAAUCAAAAAUUACUCUUAUCAUAGAACAGGAAGAAUUUAAUUCUAGGUGGCAAAUUACAUUAGAUUUGUGUUUAAAAGAUGUAGAUAAUAAUGAAUAG